GUCUGGGGGUGGCCCAAACCCCCAGCCCAGACCCUGUGAUCUGUUCAGAGUGAAACAGGAUGUUGUGAAGGAGAGCCAUUACAAGGAAUUCACUUCAAAUACCCGCCUCCUGCAUACGGAAAGUGCUAAUCAAGGGUGGAGAAAAAGGAAAAGAGGAAAAAAAGAAAGAAGUUCAGUGCUGGAUCUUGUGGAUGAUGCUUUAACGCAAGUUUACAUACAACUCAAAAGUCAACAGUAAAGUUUCUCUCCUUUAUCCAUUGUGAGCGUGGAUGAUUGAUUGAGACAAUGGAACACUUGCAUGAGGCACAGCAGAAUGGCUGUCAUGAUACACACCCUGACGCUCAGCUGGACCCGCAGGAACCAACUAUGAACAUCACUUUGAAGAAAGCCUCCAAUAAUUUGGAACAGUUCCUACAAGUGAAGCCAAAACUUCUUGGGAUUGUUCAGAUCAUGACGGGAAUAUUUCUGGCUGGCUACGGCUUUCUCCUUUCUAUUGGAAUUAUAGUUAAAAUCUUUGUCAUUCAUGGAAUUCUCGGCAUUUUGCUGACUAUUUGUGGAAUUUUGGCAAUCAUUGCACAAAAAAAGCUUUCUCCUGCAUUGAUCAAAGCUUGCAUGGCUAUGGAUAUCAUGGCAGCCACCGCAGGGGCCUUCUUUGUAUUAAUCUAUGAAGAAAGAUUCAUGUCAUAUGAUUUGUGGAAUUGUACAAUGGAGAAUGGCACAGAUUUAGUGGAGAAUGUUCAGUGCCAAGAGGCAAAGAUUAUGAAGAUAAUUAUUUUCGAUGAGUCGGCGUUCCUGUUCCUAGUGAGCACAGCGAUCAGCAUUGCAGUGGCAGUGUAUUGCUGUAAGGCAGUCCAGCUAUGUCAGAAAGGCCAAGAAAUGGAGGUGGCACUGGUGACCAGUCCUUCACAAUAAAAAGGAAUGAACAGGAAAAUGAAAACUUCAAUUUAACCACAUUUAUGCUCAGCAAACUAUAAAGUGAAAUCAGUGUACUGCUGCAUGUGUUAACAACCACACGUACAAAUAAGGCCACUUCAUACCUCUGUAGGUUUGCAUAUACAGUAUACAGUACAUGCUAAUCAUGGUGGCACCAUAGAGUGGCAAUAUGUUACAUGUUGAUAAGCACAUGUUGAUUUUACUGUACUCUAUGCUCAUGGCAGUAAUGACCAUAUAAGCGUAUAUAAUGCCAGCUCCAUGGGCUCUUGUUUUAAACAUUUCUGUGAAUCUCCAAUACUCCAAGAUUAGGAAACUGUGACUCUGCUAAAGAGGAGAGGAGACUGGAGGAAAUGCAAACAGAAUGGGAACAAGGUUCACCAGCUUUAACACCUGAGGUCUGUAUGACUGAUUUUGGGUUGUCCUACCUUAAUGAAGGCAGAAUUCUCAUUUUUCCACUUAAAUUACCAUUUUAGGAAUUUACUCUGUUCUAAUGAAAUUCAAUUAGGAACUCUGUGAGCGCACAAUGAUCAAUUUGAUGACACAAAGCUCAGUUCAAUGCCCAGUCCAGUCACUGCCUGAGUGUAGUUGGUCUGGCACAUCCAUAUGGGUUCUCUCUAAGUAUUAGGUUUUCUCUCACAUCCUGAAGAAAUGACACCAAGGUUAAGGAUGUUCCCAUAUGACUAUGGUAGCUAGCACCCUCUGGAAGAACCUGCCUGCUAUUGGAUUGCCUGCUGUCUCUCUUGUGGUAACCUACUGGUCUGGAGGAGCUGUGCUAGGCUUCUCUUUCACUCCAGCACCCUGAGAAGAUUUGCGUCUUAAGAAUGCAUCCAUAGUGACGGGAAAUGCUGCCAGGGUGCUCCAUGUAUGCCCAAACUGACCAGUGCAGGUCACCCCUAAUUUCAAGAGCAGAUUUUGCAGUUUUUCAAUAUCCCAUGGCACCCAGGUGCCAUCUUCUCCCAUGCAAAUGCCUUGUUGUCUCCCUUUAAGUUAUAUUAAUUAUUAUACAUUUUUCAUUUAGCUCAUUAUGCAAUAUUCAUUAGCCAUUAUAAAUAAAUAUUUGUUGUAACUGAAAACCAAAUGCUUUUGUAAGCAGAAAUGAUACUGCUGCAACUAAUGCAAAAUUGUAUUUUUUUUUACAAUAAAUGAAUAA
This is a messenger RNA of Erpetoichthys calabaricus (reedfish), 2083 nucleotides long. RefSeq lists its product as uncharacterized. The record is from RefSeq and is a predicted model, not a curated record. NCBI's taxonomy places the organism in Eukaryota, Metazoa, Chordata, Cladistia, Polypteriformes, Polypteridae. The transcript is spliced from 8 exons. The coding region runs from base 286 to 912 and encodes 208 amino acids.